AAUGAAGUUAAGGAAGCAGAAGAAGUUAAGGAGGAUGGAGAAGAAGUUAGGGAAGGAGAAAAAGUUAAGAAUUAAGAACAAGUUAGGGAAGGAGAAGAAGUUAAGGAUGGAGAACAAGUUAGGGAAGCAGAAGAAGAAGUUAAGGAUGAGAAGUAGUCUGGGAUGGGGAAGAAGUGAGUGA
Messenger RNA from Sphenostylis stenocarpa, 181 nucleotides. The record is from the annotation of a GenBank genome assembly. NCBI's taxonomy places the organism in Eukaryota, Viridiplantae, Streptophyta, Magnoliopsida, Fabales, Fabaceae.